Messenger RNA from Sabethes cyaneus, 965 nucleotides. RefSeq names its product transcription factor Adf-1-like. Gene Ontology annotation, cellular component: transcription regulator complex; nucleus. Gene Ontology annotation, biological process: regulation of transcription by RNA polymerase II. The transcript is spliced from 3 exons. The record is from RefSeq and is a predicted model, not a curated record. Gene Ontology annotation, molecular function: DNA binding. NCBI's taxonomy places the organism in Eukaryota, Metazoa, Arthropoda, Insecta, Diptera, Culicidae. The coding region runs from base 75 to 965 and encodes 296 amino acids.
GAAAACAAAAUAAUUCAUUAACCAGGAACAUAUCAGUAGGCAGCGUGCGAUUGACUUCCGUUCGAAGCGAGGACAUGAACCAUCAACUGUUACUUCAGCAGCAGCAGCAACAGCAGCGGCGACGCCAAUCGUUACUGACCAAAAGCGUUCAGGAAGAGCACUUGAUCCAGCAGGUCAAGUUACGGCCGGUGUUGUACGACAAAUCGCUUAAGGCAUACCGGAAACCCGGUGCUACCGACUGUGCAUGGUUAGAAAUCGCCGAUGCGCUAGGAGUGCAAGUGGAUAACUGCAAGAAACGAUGGAAAAGUUUGCGUGACACUUUCAUUAAAUAUUUCCGUCAGGAAAUUUUAGCUACCCCUGGACUCAAGCGCAAGAAAUGGGUGUAUUAUGAGCAUAUGAGUUUCUUACGAAAUCAUGUUGAGCUUUAUGGCAUUUCCGAAACAGACUCAAUUAGCGACAAAGAAACGGUUACUUCCGACGAUGCGCAAAUAAUUCAUAUCGCUGAGUUUGUAACGGAACAAGUUAACGGCGAGCACGGUGUUGGGGAUCAGUUUGAUGAUAAUCAAACGGAAUAUGUCUACGAAGAGGUAGAAGAAGUUUCUCCGGCCGCAUACACACUUGAAGCGAAACAAGAAUCGACGCAGGAGGUAAGGCCAGAUCAGUCCAUGGAAGCCACCGUAGCAGCUGCAAUGGUGCAUCACGACUUGGAUCUGUCACAAGACGAAGACAACAGUGUCAAUAUGCCGUUUUUAGAUCAUACCAGCGAGGAAGUACAUUUUGCGAAUACGAACCCGUCGAUAAUGAUUAACGAUCCCGACGAAAGAUUCCUACUGAGCUGCGCACCAGUGCUAAAAAGGCUACCUGCGAGAAAAAAUGCCCUUGUGAAGCUGCGAAUCCAGCAACUGCUAUAUGAAGUGGAAUUUGGGGACUUGGAUAAGGAUCCUAGUGGAGGACAUAACUCAUGA